Dunckerocampus dactyliophorus (ringed pipefish) is the source of this 1493-nucleotide messenger RNA. RefSeq names its product mitotic arrest deficient 2 like 2 (gene mad2l2). NCBI's taxonomy places the organism in Eukaryota, Metazoa, Chordata, Actinopteri, Syngnathiformes, Syngnathidae. Gene Ontology annotation, cellular component: zeta DNA polymerase complex. The record is from RefSeq and is a predicted model, not a curated record. The transcript has 8 exons. Bases 232 to 873 code for a protein of 213 amino acids.
UGAAACGUCAUUUGUAUGCGCCCCUGUUUCGUUUAAAAAUACCACGCAAAAGCCGAUUCAGGGCCAUCAAAUAUAUUUUAAUGGCUAUAUAUUUAUGUAGCUAUACUAAUUUAUUCUGCUGUGCCUCUGCUUAAAAGCUGUCAUUUAGCUUAGCGUUGGGCAAGAAGUGGAAGUGAGCUCAAUAAAGUGGUACGCAGGCUUUUUCUUUAUAUCACCAUCGCUGAAAAAUACAUGAUGACAACUUUAACAAGGCAGGACCUCAACUUUGGACAAGUGGUUGCUGACAUCUUGUGUGAGUUCCUGGAAGUUGCCAUUCAUCUCAUCCUAUAUGUCCGUGAAGUUUAUCCCUCUGGAAUAUUCCAGAAGAGAAAGAAGUACAACGUCCCAGUGCAGAUGUCAUGUCACCCUGAGUUGAACCAGUACAUCCAAGAUACACUUCACUGUGUUAAACCACUCAUUGAGAAGAAUGAUGCAGAGAAGGUGGUUGUCGUUAUCAUGGACAAGGAGCAUCAUCCGGUCGAGAGAUUUGUGUUUGAGAUAUCUCAACCGCCACUGCUGUCCAUCAGCUCGGACACAUUACUGUCUCACGUGGAGCAGCUGCUGAGGGCAUUCAUUCUAAAGAUCAGUGUUUGUGAUGCUGUUUUACACAAUAACCCCCCAGAUUGUUCAUUCACAGUGUUAGUUCAGACAAGAAAUGCUGCAACACGCAACAUGGAGAAGGUUCAAGUCAUCAAGGAUUUUCCAUGGAUAGUUGCUGACGAGCAGGAGGUCCACAUGCAAGAGCCCAGACUCAUCCCAUUAAAGACGAUGACCUCUGACAUCGUUAAGAUGCAACUCUAUGUGGAGGAGCGAGCCCAGAAGACGCUACAUUAAUAAAGAGUUACACAAGGUGAAUGAAGUAGAUGGUUAGAGAUGAAUAGGUGUUUGGGGAAAUCACAAGUAUUACUUGGGAUACAUUUACUCAAGAAUUGAUUACAUUACAAAUGCCGCAGAAUGUUUGUUACUGUAUGUUCUUGUGUGUGUGUGUGUGUGUGUGUGUGUGUGUGUGUGUGUGUGUGUGUGUGUGUGUGUGUGUGUAUAUGUAUACAGUAUAUAUAUAUAUAUAAACUGCUAAAAAAAAUAAAGGGAACACUUAAUCAAUGACAAUGUCAAUCACAUGUGAAUCCCCAUCAAACUGUUCACUUAGGAAGCAACACAGAUUGACAAUCAAUUUCACGUGCUGUACAAAAGUAAUAGACAACAGGUGGACAGCAAGACACCCCCAAUAAAAAUAAUAUUGUGAGUAUGAUUUUGUUUUCAGCACAUUCAACUAUGUAAAGAACAAAGUAUUUAAUAAGAAUGUUUCAUUCAGAUCUAGGAUGUGUUAUUUUACUGUUUCCUUUAUUUUUUUGAGCAGUGUGUGUAUAUAUACUGUGUGUGUAUAUAUAUAUGAACUAAAUAUCAUGAUCAUUUUUACGAUUGAAAUGUACUUACCAUUAAAUGCACUGUGCCAA